CGUUCCGGAUAAAAUCGAUAAAUCCUCUCUCAAAAGUGUUAUGGUGUGGAUACACGGGGGAGGGUACGCUAUAGGCACGGGGUCUCACAUCCACGCAGAUCUUCUGGCGGUUACCGGGGGGACAGUCGUGGUAACCAUUAACUACAGGCUGAAUAUAUUUGGUUUCCUAGCAACCAAGGGGUCUCCAGGUAACAUCGGUCUAUGGGACCAGACCUUGGCUUUGCAGUGGGUUCAGGAUAAUGUGCUAGAGUUCGGUGGUGAUGCUAAAAAGGUGACGAUUUUUGGCGAAAGCGCGGGAGGCACAAGCGUUAGUCAACUUGCAUUGUCUCCUCAUACGAAGGGCUUGUUUCAUCGUGUUAUCAGUGAAAGCGGGGUAUUGUAUUCCCCUUGGGCGUGGUCACAUCAGCAAGACGAACUGGUGGCGGCAGUCGCAAAAUACCUUCACUGUCCUCGGGACUCUCACAUGGUCGAUUGUUUUCGACAACACAGCGCUCUUACUAUAUUUGUAGCAGCAACAAACGCUAGAAAUGAAGUGGUCAAAAACAUGAUGGGCAUUCCUUUCGCCCCAGUUGUCGACGGAGAUUUCUUCCCAGAGUCACCGAUGGUCACUCUGCAACAGAAAUCUUCGGAAAGUUACCUGCGUUUUAUUAGUCUCGAUUACAUGGCGGGGACUAUGAACGCGGAAGGGGGACUUGUAAUUCUGGCCCUGACGUCACCAAAUCUUCCGUUUAACGUGUCCCUGGGAGUGCCGACGUCAUACGUGGUCAAACACGCCAUACCAGAUGAGGUGACGUAUUUUUACGACAGCAGCAACCGGGACAAAAUACAGGACGCGAUCAUCAAGGUGUACGCUGCUGACCCCAAAGUGGACAUAGUAACUCAGGGGAGAAAAUUAGUGGACAUGUACGGAGACAUGAUGUUUGUAGCGCCGACCCUGCAGCUGCUUAGGGAACACGCCAAUUCCACUGCGCCACUGCAUGGCACGACGUACCAAUUUUAUUUCACGCACGUGCCGUCGCAUCACAUGAUCCCCACGAUGCCAUGGAUAAAGGGCGCCAACCACGUGGACGAACUGCCGUAUGUGUUUGGCGCCAAAACCAUGUAUCCGUCUGGAACAAACUUGACACCGGAAGAACAGAAAUUAUCCCUUGAGAUAAUGAGAUACUGGUCAAACUUUGCGAAAACGGGCAACCCCAAUAACGGGACCGGGGUCACGUGGCCAGAGUUCCAGACGUCCAAUCAAUCCUACAUAGAGCUAGGGGACGCAGUUCAGGCCAAAGUUAAUAUUCUUCCACAAAGAAUGCGUUUGUGGUUGGAAGAAAUACCGAACUUACUCGGCUGAUUCAUUCCCGUUGUAUCUUCAUCUUGUAUGUAAUUACACCCAUGUAUAAGAAUAGUAUGAACAUGAAUAUCUGAACAAAUAUGCAUUAUAUCUGAACUAUCUACAACUAUAGAAAACAGGCAACUCUCUUCAAUACCAUCCUACAUGCACGUCUUCAUGGGACACGUUACUCAAGACGACUGUUUUUGCAGGUGCCCGAUAACGUAAAGGGAAGGCACCUUUGCUCAAGAAGGCAGACUAUCUACUCGGACUCUUCCUACAAAACAUACAAAAGUAUUUUUAGAUAAUCUGACAUAAAAUAAGUGAACAAUGUGAAUGAGCUAUAUGAUAUAUUUCGAUUUUACUUUUCAAAUAACGCAUUCAAUUUUUAUUUCUAUUCAGAUUUACAAGAGUUGUGCUUCAUCACGUAUAAUUGUUUUUAAAAGAGCCAAUAUGAUCUCGUGAAACCAUGUAUCUUGUGCCAAUAUAGGCCUACCAUGCUGGAACACGAUUCAUAUUACCAGUGCGUGCUGGUCUUCAGCCAUCGUUACUACUAGUAGGGCUAGUAUCCUUGUAGCCCCUCCCUCCUCGUAUAACGUAAUUACAUUUUUUAUAUGCGAUUCGCCAAGCCAGAUUUUAAGACGCGAACAAUUAAGUCUGGCAUAUUGUGUUUGUGUAUAUAAAUAAAACGCGCAUCAUGAGAAGUUGAA
Messenger RNA from Lingula anatina, 2031 nucleotides. Its product is annotated as fatty acyl-CoA hydrolase precursor, medium chain. Lineage: Eukaryota; Metazoa; Brachiopoda; Lingulata; Lingulida; Lingulidae. Gene Ontology annotation, molecular function: hydrolase activity. The record is from RefSeq and is a predicted model, not a curated record.